GCCAGCGCCGUUUCCUCCGACUGUGUUGCCCGGAGCACCGCCCGUCGGACGCUCUCUUCCGCCCAUAAAUACCGUGCACAUGAUCCAUCAGAAUCCACACAGCUCGAAGCAUCCACACGACCACACACAACAGUCAAAUCUCUAUCAGUUGAGAUGGCCUCCUCCUCGUCCUCAAGGUUGCUCGCGGCGGCGGUGCUGGCGGCGCUGUUCGCCGGCGCGAUGUGCGCCGUGAAGGUGGCCUUCACGGUGGAGAAGGGGUCCGGCGCCAAGAAGCUGGUGCUGAAAAUCGACUACGCCAGGCCAGGCGACAUCCUCGCGGAGGUGGAGCUUCGGCAGCACGGCUCGGAGGAGUGGCAGCCCUUGACCAAGAAGGGCGACUUCUGGGAGGUCUCGUGUAGCAAGGACCUCGUCGGGCCCUUCAACUUCCGCUUCAUGUCCAAGAACGGCAUGAGGAACGUCUUCGACGAGGUCUUCUCCACCGAUUUCAAGAUCGGUAAAACCUACGCCCCGGAAGAGUGAUCCUUCCGUCGGCGUGUUAUUAGUCGAUUCAACUUUUCCCUUGUUUCCGUUUCAUUAUCGUUGCAUGUAUACGCCCUCAUGCGUGGAUAAUACAUAAUUAUCGACGCCUAUGAGAUGUGUAUACAUGCGGUAGGAGAAGCAACGGCGGAUGUGUCUGCUCUCCGGCCCAU
Triticum aestivum (bread wheat) is the source of this 689-nucleotide messenger RNA. Its product is annotated as pollen allergen Dac g 3-like. The coding region runs from base 154 to 519 and encodes 121 amino acids. Gene Ontology annotation, cellular component: extracellular region. The transcript has a single exon. NCBI's taxonomy places the organism in Eukaryota, Viridiplantae, Streptophyta, Magnoliopsida, Poales, Poaceae. The record is from RefSeq and is a predicted model, not a curated record.